AUGGCGUCAAACAAGUACACUCUGGCAACGCGCCUCACCCUCGCAAAUGGCAAGUCCAUCCCCCAGAUCCAGCUGGGCCUGUACAUGAUGUCCGGCCGCGAAGCUACAAGGUCCAUCCCCUGGGCCCUGGCCGCUGGCUACCGCGGCUUCGACUGCGCUCAGAUGUACGACAACGAGGCGGAGUCGGGGAAAGCCAUCCGCGAUUUCCUGGCCAGCGCGGAGAAGAACACGCAGGGACUGAAGCGCGAGGAUGUGUUUUAUACGACUAAACUGGCGAGCAGCAGCACGUCGUACGACGCGGUGCGCAAGUCUAUCAAGGAGUCUGUCGAGGUUGCUGGGCUCGGGUACAUUGAUUUGUUCUUGCUGCAUAGUCCGUACGGUGGGAAGAAGGCGCGGUUGACAAGCUGGAAGGCGAUUGAGGAUGCGAUUGAUGCUGGGGAGGUGAAGAUGGGCGGUGUUAGCAACUAUGGCGUUGCUCAUAUUGAAGAGUUGAUGGCUUCCAAGCCUCGCAUCGCACCGGUCAUCAACCAGAUCGAGGUCCACCCCUUCAACACGCAGACUCAAAUCAGGGAGACCUGCGCCAAGCACAACAUUGCUAUUGAAGCCUAUGCGCCGCUGGCCCGCGGCAUGCGCAUGAAGCACCCCAAGAUCCUGGAGUUGGCGAAAAAGUACGGCUCCACUCCGGCCCAGCUGUUUGUUCGCUGGUCUUUGGACCGUGGCAUGAUUACUCUCCCCAAGAGUGUGCGCCAAGAGCGUCUAAUCGAGAACGCGAACGUGUCCGAGUACGAGAUUUCUCAGGAGGACCUGGCUGCGUUGGAUGCGCUUGAUGAGCACUUGGUGACCGAUUGGGACCCAACUGAAGCCCCUUGA
Messenger RNA from Colletotrichum orchidophilum, 870 nucleotides. RefSeq names its product aldo/keto reductase. The record is from RefSeq and is a predicted model, not a curated record. NCBI's taxonomy places the organism in Eukaryota, Fungi, Ascomycota, Sordariomycetes, Glomerellales, Glomerellaceae. The coding region runs from base 1 to 870 and encodes 289 amino acids. Gene Ontology annotation, molecular function: oxidoreductase activity. The transcript has 5 exons.